UGGAAGUAGCCACCAAGGCCAACCCCUGGGAUGGGAAGACCCUGAAGCCCGAGAGCGUGCGGUCGCAGCUGGACACCUCCCUGGAGAGGCUGAAGAGGACGAGUGUGGAGCUCUUCUACCUGCACGCCCCCGACCACGGGACCCCCGUGGAGGAGACACUGCGUGCCUGCAAUGAGCUGCACAAAGAAGGAAAGUUUAAAGAACUUGGUCUGUCAAACUAUGCAGCGUGGGAGGUUGCAGAAAUCUGCACUAUCUGCAAAUACAACAACUGGGUGAUGCCAACUGUGUACCAGGGUAUGUACAACGCGACCACACGCCAGGUGGAGACUGAGCUGUUCCCCUGCCUCAGGCACUACGGGCUGCGCUUCUACGCCUACAACCCCCUUGCAGGAGGGCUGCUGACUGGCAAGUACAAGUACGAGGACAAAGACACGCGCCAGCCCACGGGGAGGUUUUUUGGGAAUGACUGGGCUCAAGCCUACAGGGACAGGUACUGGAAAAAACACCAUUUUGAAGGGAUUGCCCUAGUUGAAAGAGCUCUGAAAGAUGCCUAUGGCUCCAGUGCCCCAAGCCUGACCUCUGCAGCUCUGCGCUGGCUGUACCAUCACUCCAAACUGCAG
Merops nubicus (carmine bee-eater) is the source of this 620-nucleotide messenger RNA. RefSeq names its product aflatoxin B1 aldehyde reductase member 2-like. The annotation marks the transcript as partial. Lineage: Eukaryota; Metazoa; Chordata; Aves; Coraciiformes; Meropidae. The transcript is spliced from 5 exons. The record is from RefSeq and is a predicted model, not a curated record.